AUGAAGGCUUUCUCGUCGCUGCUGUUUGCUGGCGUGGCCGCGGCCGUGCCGACUGGUCAGGCCGCCGACGCCGACACGCCGGCGGCUACCGUCAAGUGCCCCAUUGUCUUUGACGGCCGCGUCCCGUCGACCCUGGCGCUCACCGACUUUGACUCGUACAGCAAAGGCUCGCCCUUUAACGCCGAGUACGUCAAGGGCAACGACCUCAAGUGGAGCGAGAUUCUGCUGCUGCCCAGCGUGCCCACGAGCCGCUUCGACGCCGCCGUCAACACGUCUGGCGCCGCCGCCUUCAAGGCCCUCGAGGUCACGCUGAGCGACAAGUCCAUCUUCCAGAAGCAAAACGGCUUUCGCCGCGCCGGUCUCCAGCUCAACGGCGACACCAACACGGGCAGCCCCGGCUUCACCGGCAUCAAGACGCUGCACUUUAGCGUCAAGCAGGACGCCCAGCGCCCGCUCAACCUGAGCCACGAGUACCUCAACGUCUGGCACGAGGCCAGCGACUACUCGGCCGACCAGAUCAUGUUCCAGGCGGGCACGCUGAUUGACCAGGCGGGCCUGCCCAAGAACACCUUCAAGGUGAUGAGCCGGCAGAACAAGCAGCUGUGGUCGACGCCCAUUUCGACGACCGACUGGCAAAACUUUGCCUUUACCCUGGAUUUCAACAAGAACACCGUCCAAGUUUACUACUCCAAGGGCACCGAUCCGUUGGCGUCCGUCCUCAAGGCCACGGCCGACGACCUCUCGGGUGCCGGCCAGUUCCAGAUCGGCAUCCUCAAGAAGCCGACGGGCACGAGCGAUGUCGUCAACAGCGGCUUCCAGGAGUCCGGCUUGAAAGAGGGCCAGAUUUAUGGCGGCAUCUUUAUCGAGGACAGCGCCAACGGCUGUAUCUCGUUGUAG
Messenger RNA from Sporothrix brasiliensis 5110, 897 nucleotides. RefSeq lists its product as uncharacterized. Lineage: Eukaryota; Fungi; Ascomycota; Sordariomycetes; Ophiostomatales; Ophiostomataceae. The record is from RefSeq and is a predicted model, not a curated record. Bases 1 to 897 code for a protein of 298 amino acids. The transcript is spliced from 2 exons.